Molecule: messenger RNA, 1947 nt
Organism: Carcharodon carcharias (great white shark)
Lineage: Eukaryota; Metazoa; Chordata; Chondrichthyes; Lamniformes; Lamnidae
Product: docking protein 2-like
Exons: 5
Coding region: 109-1836 (575 amino acids)
Biological process (GO): positive regulation of MAPK cascade; cell surface receptor protein tyrosine kinase signaling pathway
Cellular component (GO): cytoplasm
Source: RefSeq, a predicted model, not a curated record
CAGGCAGCUGACGUUUGCAAGCAGAGUGAAAACCACAGUUCCUGAGCCCGGGCUCGCUGACAUCUGAGAGGUGAUUGCAAUCUGGCACAGGAGGAUGAACCUGACAAAAUGGAAGAGGCCAUAAAGCAGGGAGUGUUUCAUGUUCAGCUGCAGCAGAAAUUUGGAAAGAAAUGGAGAAAGGUUUGGGUUUUGCUCUACGGCGAGAGCACUUGCUCCGUCGCUCGCCUGGAGUACUUCGAGUUCAAGGAGGCCGCCAGCAUGGCAGAGCGGCAAGGAACAAGAAAAAUGGAGAACAAAAAGGUCAUCAAGCUCAGCGACUGCAUUCGCAUCUCUGAGGCCCCGGGUGAGAGCUGCCCCAGUGAAUGCCGAUCGUUUCAUUUGGAAACGAUUGAAAAGCUGUUUGUCUUCGCCGUCGAGUCGUCAGAAUAUGAAGAUUGGAGCCGGAGCCUGUGUGAAUUGGCUUUUCCGAUGAAUUGGGGUGACUGGCCAAAGCUUAAUAAAAGCAAUGGUAAGCAGUGGUCAAAGAAGGGAAAAAACAACGCGGUGGCAAUGGAGGAGAACGCACUAUACGGCACUCGAAUGGCAGCAAAAGACUUCAGGGUCACAGUGAGGAAGACGGAAGCUGCAGACAGGUGUCGACUUCGAGGCACGUUCCUCCUCAAAGUACAGGCAGAUUGCUUAGAGCUGAAGGAUCUGAAAAAUGGAGAUGUCCACCACACCUGGCCGUACAGAUUUUUGAGACGCUUUGGACGAGACAAGAUGACAUUUUCCUUUGAGGCUGGGCGGCGAUGUGCAUCUGGAGAAGGCAAUUUUGAGUUUGAAACCAGACAAGGGAAUGAGAUUUUUCAUAUUAUUGAAUCUGCCAUCAAAGUGCAGAAGCAAAAGAGUGAGUUGGAUAAUCAGCAGUCUAGUAGUUUGGAUAAUGAAACUCAGAGUUCCAAACCUCUACCAAUCCCCGCUCAUGGGCCGGUAGAGGAGGUGGGCCAACAUGACUUGGAUGAAGAGCAAGGGCAACAAUCAACCAAGGUCAAAGUUGAAAUAUCAGGUGCCACUCUCCCUUCCCUGAGGUCUCUGUCGUUGGAGUCAGUCUGCAAUCCACCUUCCACAAAGUCAUCUUCCACAACCCCCUGGAGGCAGGCGGUGAAGAGUCACCACAGCUACCCAGAGGCCGGGUCCAUUGGAAAUCUGCCUCAGCUCCUGGAAAUCCAACAGACUUACUCUGAGGUGAGGGAUGUAGUUGGCAAGUCUGGUUCACGUGGAAAUGCAAAAGCAGCAACCAAAGCUCAAACGGGGAAGAAAUUACCAGAAAACCAAUGUGCACCAGAGUGUGAUUAUGCCAUCCCUUUCGAUGCUAUAGCAAAGACAUUGUACCUUCCAUCUUUAGGCUUACUGCCUGCCAUGCAACAGGACAAUCAGGUUCCUGAAAUGACAUUUUCUACAUUUUUACCUCCCAGUUCUCAAGAACUUGGAGACCCUCUCUACGAUACCAUAGAUGAAUGCAACUUCGAAGGGAACAGAAAUGCAUCUUCAUCCAGGUGCCUCCCCAAGGACCACAUCUAUGAUGAGCCGGAAGGGGUGGCUGCUCCUUCAGUCUAUGACAACCCAGAAGAGGUUAAAGGCCAUGCAUGGAAGCUUCAGGGCUUGGACUGUGACACACGAGGCCACGAGUACCCGUACAAUCCAAACAUGGAUGACUAUGCAGUGCCAAAAACCACAAAACAUGGCAUCGCCAAAAAGAAAUCGAGAGAGAGGUUGCACCAAAAGGACAGUGUUGGUGUUGAAUGCGAAUAUGACAACGUACUGUUAAAAACCUUGGAGAAGAAGGGAACCAAAUAAUUCGAGCGGGAGGUGGGGUGAGGGGCAGGUGUGCCAAUUCAAACCUUUGAUUGGAGGCAUGCUGAGGAGGCUUGGUGCUGGAGGGGACGUUUUGAGAUUUGGCCCCACAAU